UCAGGUCUCUCCGCAUUAUUACUACCACACACAGUAAGUCUCUCUCUCUCUCUCUCUCUCUCUCUCUCUCUCUCUUCAAUUUCUUGAAGUACUGCAGAGACGGAGCUGCAGCGCUUAAACACCGUCAGCUCUUGCUUUAGUUGCCGGAUAUCUUUACGACACAAAUAAAUGUUUAUUCAUUAGCAACGGCGGACGUCUCGUAAUGGAGAACCAAAAUCGACAUCUCAUCUGCUCUGCUCCCUAAAUGACUCAUGAGAGCCAUAAAGGCACAAGCUCUUCUUCUGUGGUGACUGCAGACCUUCUGCCACUAUCUAAUCAUGGACGAUACAGCGCCAAAAGACAAGUCUUCCGUCAUGAAAGGAGCCAGAGACAUUGCUAAGGAGGCCAAACGACAAGCUAUUAAAAAGGUCAACAAAGUUGUGGACCGUGCCUCAGACGAGUACUCAGAGCGCACCUACCAGCGCUUCCAGGAUGAAGACGAUGACUACUACAGCCAGCCGGAUGGAAACUACACAGGAGACCACGCCAAUGAUGAAGAGGGAUCCAGCGACGCCACUGAGGGUCACGAUGAUGAGGAUGAGAUAUAUGAAGGGGAGUACCAGGGGAUCCCCUCAGAUGCAAAGGCCAGAGAUGGACAGGUGGCUCUGGGACAGCCGCUGGCAGAUGGCCUGAAGGACCGGAGAGAGCUGGAGAUCGAGAGGCAGGCAGAUGAGGAGGAGCUGGCGCAGCAGUACGAGCUCAUCAUACAAGAGUGUGGACAUGGCAGGUUUCAGUGGCAGCUGUUCUUCACUCUGGGCCUGGCGCUCAUGUCUGAUGGUGUGGAGGUCUUCGUGGUGGGCUUUGUUCUCCACAAAACAAACACGGAAAUCAAGGUGCCAGAUUACAGUAAUGGAUGGUGUCGCAGCAUUGUGUAUUUGGGGAUGAUGGUAGGGGCCUUCUUCUGGGGCGGUAUGGCUGACAAGGUGGGCAGACGGCAGUGUCUGCUCCUUUGCAUGUCCAUGAAUGGCUUCUUCGCCUUCCUGUCCUCUUUUAUGCAGGGCUAUGGCUUCUUCCUGCUCUGUCGCAUGAUAGCCGGCUUCGGCACCCACCCUAUUCUCAUCACAUACCUUACUUAUUUACAAGAAAAAAAGAAAUCAAUUUUAAUUGGAGAGCAUCUAAGCUGGCUUUGCAUGUUCUGGAUGAUUGGAGAGAUUUAUGCCUCCGCCAUGGCCUGGGCCAUCAUACCUCACUACGGCUGGAGUUUCAGUAUGGGCUCAUCUUAUCAGUUCCACAGCUGGAGGGUGUUUGUGGUGGUGUGCGCUCUCCCCUGCGUCUGUGCCGUGGUGGCCUUAACAUUCAUGCCAGAGAGCCCCAGGUUCUACUUGGAGGUGGGGAAGCACGAUGAGGCCUGGAUGAUCCUCAAGCAGAUUCAUGACACAAACAUGCGAGCGCGUGGACAGCCCGAGAAAGUCUUCACCGUGAACAGAAUUAAGAUCCCAAAGCAGAUCGAUGAGUUUGUCGAGAUGCAGGCUGAAUCUGGCAACAUUUUCUCAAAAGUGAUCUUCAGAAUAAAGACUGAGCUUCAUGGGAUUUGGUUAAACUUCUUGAAGUGUUUUAAUUAUCCAGUGAAAGACAGUACAGUCAAACUUGCCAUUGUGUGGCUCACACUGUCAUUUGGGUAUUACGGUUUAUCCGUGUGGUUCCCUGACGUCAUCAAACAUCUUCAGGCCAAUGAAUACGCCUCCAAAGUACAAAGGCAUAACAAUAACGAGCGCAUUGAAGACUUCACCUUCAAUUUCACCCUUGAGAACCAGAUACACACUAAUAGCUUAUUUAUCAACAACAGGUUCAUAAGUAUGAAAUUCAAGUCUGUCACUUUCAUCAAUUCCACUUUUCACAGCUGCUUUUUUGAGGAUGUGACAUCAGUUGGAUCUUUCUUUCGCAACUGCACAUUUAUUGAGGCUGUCUUCUAUAACACCGAUAUUGACGACUCCAAACUGAUAAACACAGACGUCAUAAACAGCACAUUUUACCACAACAAAACAGGCUGUCAAAUGACAUUUGAGGAUGAUUAUAGUGCAUACUGGGUCUACCUCGUCAAUUUCUUGGGAACACUGGCGGUUCUGCCCGGCAACAUUGUAUCUGCACUUCUCAUGGAUAAAAUUGGCCGCUUAUCUAUGUUAGGGUUUUCCAUGAUUCUGUCUGGUAUCAGCUGCUUCUUCCUGUGGUUUGGCACCAGUGAGUCAAUGAUGAUUGGGAUGCUGUGCUUGUACAAUGGCCUGAGUAUUUCCGCCUGGAACUCCCUGGAUGUUGUGACAGUAGAGCUGUACCCUACAGACAGAAGAGGAACUGGAUUUGGCUUCUGUAAUGCCUUGUGCAAGCUAGCCGCAGUGAUGGGAAACCUGAUUUUUGGAUCUUUAGUGGGCAUCACCAAAGCCAUCCCCAUUCUUCUGGCCUCCUCAAUGCUCGUAGGCGGAGGUCUGGUGGGAUUGCGACUACCUGACACCAGGUCAAAUGUCCUCAUGUAACCCUUGUGUUGGAGGUCUGGAGAAACUUAAAAGGCUUGACUUAACCCUCAUUCCUCAUUGUUGUACACUGUGUACUUAUAUUGUGUUCAUAACAAGAUACUUCUCAAUUAGGCAUCAUUACAUUUUGACAUUCUUUAGACUUUCUUUGCAAUAAUAAAACUUCUGCACCUUUAUACUGUACAGUUCAUUUAACUAAGACCUUCAUGUUUCCUUGUGGCUUUUAGAGGUUUAUAAUGGCCCAGGAAUGAAUGUGAGCAUAAAUAUUAAUGUCCCCUUAUUAAGACUUGAGAAAAACAACCUAUUAAUGAGCAAUCCAAAUCUGCUGCAAGUAUGCAGAGAGGAUGAUCAGAUAUGCCGAAAGCUCAGCACAGCUGCAUCACACCUGGCUGACUGAAUCCUGAGAAUUACUAAAGAGAUGAGAGACUGAGACCAGUCUACAGGUAACCAACUUUUUAUUCAGUUAUUAGUUUCAGGAUUUGACUACACAUAGUGAAAACAUCAUCCAGAUAUGCUAUCAUAUAUUUCUAAUGAAAGAGAACAUGGUUUUGUUGUUGAAUCAAUUUCACUGAGAAUUGAGUAAGUUGAUGACGAGGUUAACCCCUACAACAAC
Molecule: messenger RNA, 3117 nt
Organism: Cyprinus carpio (common carp)
Lineage: Eukaryota; Metazoa; Chordata; Actinopteri; Cypriniformes; Cyprinidae
Gene: sv2ca
Product: synaptic vesicle glycoprotein 2Ca
Biological process (GO): chemical synaptic transmission; transmembrane transport
Cellular component (GO): membrane
Molecular function (GO): transmembrane transporter activity
Source: RefSeq, a predicted model, not a curated record